This is a messenger RNA of Ananas comosus (pineapple), 1053 nucleotides long. RefSeq names its product guanine nucleotide-binding protein subunit gamma 2-like. The record is from RefSeq and is a predicted model, not a curated record. The transcript has 4 exons. The coding region runs from base 142 to 543 and encodes 133 amino acids. NCBI's taxonomy places the organism in Eukaryota, Viridiplantae, Streptophyta, Magnoliopsida, Poales, Bromeliaceae.
GAAGUCUCAUCGCAUUGUUUUCUUUCUUUCUUUUAAUUCUCCACCCCCGGUGCGCAUCAUACAAUCGUACGGUUCUUCGUUUUAGGUAAGAAACGCGGUUGGUGACGACGAAAAUUCAGCAUGAGAGGGUGAGAGCAUAGGAUGAGCAUGACGUCGAGCAGCGGAUCGACCGCGGGAAGAGUGGAAGCGGGCGAGGCGGCACGCUCAGACAAGCAGCAGCAGACAACGCCGCCGCCGCCGCCGCCGCUGCCGCUGCCGCAGGCGAGGACCGGAGGUUUUCUUGGAAGGCAUCGCUUGUCGGCCGCCAUCACGCGCCUCGAUCAGGAGAUCCUCUCCCUUCAGGAGGAAAUAAAUGAACUUGAGACCAUGGACCCCUCAUCUGCUGCAUGCCAAGAAGUUCUCUUAAGUAUGGAAGGAAAACCUGAGCCGCUCCUUCCUGUCACCAGAGGUCCAGAAGAUGUUUCGUGGGAUCGGUGGUUCCAGCGUGUUCGUAGCUCUCGUGGUCACAAGUGGUGGACACACAAAGGUUCUGAUUUUUCUUAAUGUCUUGCAACAAAUCAGGUCACAAGAACUUCAACUGCUUUCACAUAUGGCUAGUUGAGAGAGCACAUUUUGUAUGAUAGUUUUGGCAACUACAUACUUCUGUAAUGUCGAUUUACGGCGGCUCUAUGUUUAGUGUAAUAUUGCACGAUCGCUUUUGAGUCUGGAGUUGUUAUUGGUUGAAAUAUGUGUGACAAGCACUCACAGUGAUUUCUCCUGGAAAAGUUAGUUGAUUCACAAGGCUAUCAAAUGGGAUCUACUAUUCAUAAUUGCUUGUGUUGUCGCAUGUUUUACAGGCUUUGUCGGAGCGGCAAAUGAUAUGUAUCUUGUGUAUUUAUUUCUUACAAUUCAUUUGUGUUGGCUUAAAACAGCCAGCAUCCUAUCUUAUGGGGGGAGGCCAAAUUAGGCCGAGUCAUGUUAGAAAUGACGAAAGGCUCGUUGGGCUGAGACGCUCGAGAUUCGUGAACGUUGUAGCUGUAUAUUUUAAGUGUAUUUGUUGCAUAUUUUUUAGUA